Camelina sativa (false flax) is the source of this 938-nucleotide messenger RNA. RefSeq lists its product as uncharacterized. The record is from RefSeq and is a predicted model, not a curated record. Lineage: Eukaryota; Viridiplantae; Streptophyta; Magnoliopsida; Brassicales; Brassicaceae.
UUUGUUCUGUUUAUUCUUGUUUCAACCUAUCAACAUCAUUAUAACAAAACCAAGAAAAAAAAAGAAUUGAAGGAAGAAGAAGAAAGAGCAAUUUGUAAAUGGAGGAUGAUAUAGUACCUUUAAGCGUCCCGUGAGAUCCUUGAUCAUCUUUGAGAUCGAUCCUUCCUCAGAAUCACAAUGCCUGUGCCAGAUCCACGGGCGGGGCAGGCGUUCAUCUGUCUCAUUACCUUAUUUCUUUUUCUAUCAAUCGCGGUUGGAGGCGGUUGUCUCAUUGCAUACACAGUCCUUCCUUACCCUCCAAUUUGGCUCUCCUACCUUGGCAUUGUCUUCGUUUGUCUCCCUUGGUUCUUUUGGAUCCUAACCUUUGCAUACCGCAUUAUUUCACGCACAUUUGGGUUUAGAAUGGUCAUUGGAUCGGGUGGUAACAAUAACAACGGGAAUGGAGAACCCCAGCCACGGGAUGUUGACCCUCCUGAGCAAUCUUUAGAGCCUCCUGCUGAUGAGCCAGAGACAAUAGCUCACCCACAAGUCCAAGUUCUUGUGUCUAUUGAAGGGAAUCAAUCGAAAAAACGAAUGUCAACCUCCAGCAAUUCUACUAUCGCUUCACAUGAAAGUGAGAUGCCACUAGCCAUUUCUAUGGGCUCAUGAUCGUAUAUGUUUUGACAUAUAAAGGGAUCUUGCCAUAGAGAGCAUCAGGACGGAGAUGCUAAUCAGAUUCUUAGCCUCUUCACAACAUGGGAAAAUUUGCUGUUUUUGUUUUGUAUCUUAUACAGAUAGAUUUGUAGAUUCAACAAAAAAACUAUUUUACACCUUUUACCACAUUACCGAAGGUUUACCUCAAACCCCAAACCCCCAAAAGGUUGGCAUGAUUUUUUAGGUUUGUUUUAAAAUCAAGAGAGAAUGUUUGUUACAAAAGGGGUAUAGUUUGAGAUGUUUUA